AUGUGAAUUCCAUUUCAACCUCAAAUUCACUGCGCAAUCCAAAUGGGGUUGCUAGUCGGUUUUGCAAGGCAAAGAGAAUAUUAUGGGCAGCGCAUUCCUCGCAAUCAGGAAGAAACGAAACAAGCGUAGCCAACGCAACCUCGGGGUUAUGGCCAGCACCGCCUGCUCACCCACUGAUAUGACCCUUGGUUGAGAAGCUCUUACACCUGCACGGCUGAACUAGAAACAGAGACGCCAAGACGGGAGACAGAAUGCUGAUAACGGUCACAGAAGCUUCUUGUUCUCCCAACUGCUUAAACAUCUCCACUCUCUCUCCCUUCACCCUCAAACCCUCAUCAAGGUUCCGAAACUCCAGCUGCAGAGCUAGCUGCGCUGUCCGGAGGAUACACAAUUGUGGCAUAUCACGGAAAGCUGCCUUUGCCUGCCGCAGCUGUGAGGCUGCAGUUUUUGAUCCGUUGGGUCUCAAUUCAGAAAAAUCUUCGGGUCCCAAUGCUAAUUUGGAAAGGGUUGUAAGCUUGCUUUCAAAAACAUUUCAGCGUGCCUCAAGUACGAAAAAGGAGAAAUCUUCCUCAGCUCGAGGGGUGGCUGCUGCAAUUGAGGAUAGCUCAAUUGAUUUUGGUGACUUCUUCAAAGGCCCGCUACCGGCUAAAUUUCUCAAGCUUUUGGGGUAUUUAGCUCUGUCCAGACUAGGAAUAUAUGUACCCCUUGGUGGAGUCAAUCGGGAUGCUUUUGCUGGCAAUUUGGAUCAGAACAGUUUAUUGAGCACUUUGGAUUCAUUUUCUGGAGGAGGCAUUGGCCGACUUGGGAUAUGCUCCCUUGGUAUUGUUCCCUUCAUCAAUGCACAGAUUGUGUUUCAGCUUCUGACACAACUUUAUCCCAAGUUGCAAGAACUUCAGAAAAGAGAGGGUGAAGCUGGAAGAAAGAAAGUUCUACAGUAUACUCGCUAUGCUUCGGUUGGGUUUGCUAUUGUACAGGCAAUUGGUCAAGUACUAUACCUUCGCCCCUUUGUCAAUGACUUCAGCACUCAGUGGGUUCUAUCAUCUGUUACUUUAUUGACGCUUGGCUCAGUACUUACAACAUACAUUGGGGAACGGAUCUCUGACCUAAAACUUGGAAAUGGUACAUCUCUUCUGAUAUUCACAAGCAUUAUUUCCUACUUGCCCGCAUCUUUUGGCAGGACAGUUGCACAGGCAUUUCAGGAUGGUAACUAUCUUGGACUUGUUGCCAUCAUCAUCUCCUUUUUCCUGCUGGUCCUUGCUAUUGUAUACGUUCAGGAAGCAGAGAGGAAAAUUCCACUUAAUUAUGCAUCCAGAUACACCAGCAGGAGUGGAGGGCUACAAAAAUCUGCUUACCUGCCAUUCAAGGUGAACAGUUCUGGAGUGAUGCCAAUCAUUUUUUCUGCAUCAACAUUGGCUCUUCCUGGGACUGUAGCACGCUUCACUGGAUUAACUGUGCUGAAAAAAGCUGCUGUAGCUUUAAAUCCAGGAGGUUCUUUGUAUCUCCCAACCAACAUCCUAUUGAUAGCCUUCUUCAACUACUACUACACUUUCCUUCAGCUGGACCCCGAUGAUGUCAGUGAGCAAUUGAAGCGCCAAGGUGCAUCUAUCCCACUUGUCAGACCAGGAAGAAGUACAGCCGCAUUUCUUAAAAUGGUUCUUAGUCGGAUCUCGGUUUUAGGUUCUGCAUUUUUGGCUAUUCUGGCUGCUGGUCCUGCUGUGAGUGAACAAAUCACACAUCUCACUGCGUUUCGGGGAUUUGCAGGCACAUCUGUUCUCAUUCUUGUUGGCUGUGCUACAGACACUGCUAGGAAAGUUCAGGCAGAGAUAAUAUCCCAAAAAUACAAGAACAUUGAGUUUUAUGAUCCUGACAUAUAUGGACCAUAAAAGAAAAAUUACGACCCAUUGUAUAUUACGUGUUUUACUUGCAAUCCGGGCAAUGCUUAAUUUGUUAUUUUCUCCAAAUUGCAGUUUUAUGGCCAAAUUUAUUGUCGUUUUAUUUUUUCUAAUAAAUAAUUGUCCCUAUUGGCUUUCUGAGAAA
This is a messenger RNA of Malania oleifera, 2037 nucleotides long. RefSeq names its product preprotein translocase subunit SCY1, chloroplastic. Lineage: Eukaryota; Viridiplantae; Streptophyta; Magnoliopsida; Santalales; Ximeniaceae. The transcript is spliced from 8 exons. The coding region runs from base 252 to 1883 and encodes 543 amino acids. Gene Ontology annotation, cellular component: chloroplast thylakoid membrane. Gene Ontology annotation, molecular function: signal sequence receptor activity; transmembrane protein transporter activity. Gene Ontology annotation, biological process: SRP-dependent cotranslational protein targeting to membrane, translocation. The record is from RefSeq and is a predicted model, not a curated record.